This is a messenger RNA of Hydra vulgaris (swiftwater hydra), 549 nucleotides long. RefSeq lists its product as uncharacterized. Gene Ontology annotation, molecular function: DNA binding. Gene Ontology annotation, biological process: DNA transposition; DNA integration. NCBI's taxonomy places the organism in Eukaryota, Metazoa, Cnidaria, Hydrozoa, Anthoathecata, Hydridae. The record is from RefSeq and is a predicted model, not a curated record.
AUGGGACGCGGAAAGCAUUGUAGUGUAGAAAAACGAGAACUGAUCCAAAAGUUGAUAUCAGCAGGGAAAUCUUAUAGAGAAGUUGGUCGAUUGGUUGAGUUUUCCAAAAAAAUCAUAAGGAAUGCCAUAAAAUAUCAAGAAAUGCCUGACACACGUGGUCGAAAACGUUCUAUUUCAACAUUGCUGGCCAAUCGCUUAGUCCAACAGGCUAAAAAGAAGCCUUUUAAAACAGCUACCGAGCUGAAAAAGGACUUUAAAGUUGAUGCAACAGUACUAACAGUUCAGAGUUGUCUGCAAGUUAAUGGAUUAAAAGCCUGUAGCCCCAGAAAAGUUCCACUUCAAAAUGCCAGACAUGUUGUAAAGCGUAUUGUGUUUGCUAAAAAACACUCAAAUUGGCCACUGGGAAAAUGGAGGAAUAUAUUACGGACAGACAAAAGUAAGAUUAUGCUUCAUGGUGGAAAAGGCUCUCGGACGUCAGAAGACCGCCGAAUGCAGAAUACAAUCCAAAAUAUACCAUCAAAACUAUUAAACGUGGAGGUUGUAGUAUAA